CGCCAAGCUAGUUUGAGGCCUAACAAAGAUGUUUUAAAUGACAACACAGACACUGAUUGGGCUUUGUUCACAUACGAAGGAAAUCAAAACGAUUUGAAAGUCCAAGGCACCGGAGAUGAAGGCUUGGAGGAAUUAGAAUCUGAAUUCAACAGUGGAAAGAUAAUGUAUGCGUUUGUGAGGGUGAAAGAUCCAAAUACAAAAAUGAUUAAGUUUAUCCUCAUUGUGUGGCAAGGCGAAGGUGUACCUGCUACCAGGAAAGGAGCGUGCGCCAACCACGUUAAAGAUGUUAAUCGUUUCUUUAAGGGAAGUCACAUGACCUUAUAUUGUCGUAACGAUGAUGAAGGGUCAGCCGAUGAAAUCAUGAAACAAGUCACUAAAACUACAUCAAACUUUACCUUUGUUGCUCCAAAAGAAGAUUCCAACAUACCUGCCCCAGUGAGUUCUGUUUAUAAACGAAUCAAUCCCGAAAAAGAAAUUCUCGCUUCAAGAGAUGAUAAGUUUUGGGUUCGAAUGCAGGCUGAAGAGGACGCACGAAAACAAGAAGAAAAGAAAAGAUUAAUCGAAUUACGGAAAAAGGAAGCCGUGGAAAUUAAGGAGCGAGAACAAAAAUCAGAGGAGGCGAGAAACCGAUUGGUGAAGCAAAGAGAACAAGAAAUAAGUGAGAAAAUGAAAGCUCAAAAGAUUGCUGAUGACUUAGAAGAUGUUCGACAGAAGGAGAAAAAGGCAUGGGAACAACAAGAGAAAGAACAAGAGGAGUCUCUUCGUGAGCAGCGACAGAUGAGAAGGACACAAUCUAUCGAACACGCUCAGGAAGCAGAAGUUCUCACCACAAAAAGAGGAAACAAUCCUCGAGCGAUGUGGGAGCAAAGGGAGAAGGAAGCAAACGCCCCUCCUCCUGUUAGGAAGUACAGUUCAAGUGGUUCUCGUACUUCAAGCAUCAGCGAACAACCCGAGCCAGCAACCAAUUACGUACCACCACCAAAACCAGCGCACCAGGAACCAGAACCAGUUCAUUACGAACCAGAACCUGAACCUGAACCAUAUGAAACAGGGCCCCAACCAACUACUUAUGAACCAGAACCAGCUUACCAGUCUGCUGAACCAGUUAAGGAUCAAAUGUACAGUGAACCACCAGCAGAACCAAGCAUGCCUGAACCAUCCUAUCAACCAGACAACCAAUAUGAAACAGACCAGCAACAAUAUGACAACCAGCAACAAUAUGACAACCAGCAACAUUAUGACAACCAACAACAAUAUGAAGAACAACAACCGUAUGAGGAUCAACAUGUAGACGCAGGAUAUUACAAUGGGAAUGACUACAACUAUGAAGGUCAUUAUUCAGAAGUAUCGGGCCAAUACCAAGAAAGUGCGCAGUGUUCCGCUGAAGCCAUGUAUGAUUAUCAAGCUGCCGAUGACACUGAGAUUUCAUUUGAUCCUGGUGAUGUUAUCACUGACAUCGAGCAGAUUGAUGAAGGAUGGUGGAGAGGAACUGCUCCAAAUGGGAGUAACGGUCUCUUCCCAGCAAACUAUGUCACUCUUCUUUAAAAAGGCAACUUUUUAAAUAAUUGAACAAAAAAACUAAAGGCAAUUUUCGAAGCAUUCAAUGCAAAGUGCAUUCUUUUUUUGGCAACUACUGUAGUUUGAUUAAAAUCAAAUUGUUCUUUAAUUUUUUUUAAUUAUCCACUGAAUCAAAUCAAGAAAGGAGUAUGUUAUUGUUUACCCUGUGUAUUUAACAAAGCACUUUAUAAAAUUUACAAAAUGCAAGCUUACUGCAUUGAGGUGUGAAUUUUGAAUGUAAAUUCAGAGUCAAUUCUGAUGUUUCACAGUGUGGCUUAUUACCGGCUGAAAGUUUCAUUGUAUAUUUGUACUUUAUUUGAAUAAUGCAAAAUCAUGCAGCUUUGUAUACAGUUUUACAAUUUCCAUUGGCUAAUUUGAGUUGAUUAAAAACUGCCAAUUUGUACAUAAUGUGAUUAUAUAUCAUAUGAAGAUCUGCACUUUAUCCAAACCAUAUAUGGAGUGUAUCAUUGUGUUUUAUGUUUUUCAGUAUGUCAAUACAUAUAUCGUAUUAGAUACAA
Molecule: messenger RNA, 2075 nt
Organism: Ciona intestinalis (vase tunicate)
Lineage: Eukaryota; Metazoa; Chordata; Ascidiacea; Phlebobranchia; Cionidae
Source: RefSeq, a predicted model, not a curated record